This is a messenger RNA of Didymodactylos carnosus, 450 nucleotides long. NCBI's taxonomy places the organism in Eukaryota, Metazoa, Rotifera, Eurotatoria, Philodinida, Philodinidae. The record is from the annotation of a GenBank genome assembly.
AUGUUUCCGUCAUGUCUCUUUUUUCUACUUAUUAGUAGUGUUUUAGUAACAAAAUGCUAUAGUUGGUGUGACGAGUUUGUUUGUUAUUCUACAACUUUAUCAACAGCUGGUAUCGUCGGAAUAGUUAUCGGAAGUCUUGUCGGUCUGUCGUUGUUUAUUACUUGUAUUGUGUGUAUCUGUCGUAGCAUUGCUCGAAGUCGUGCUCAACAACCAGCAGUAAUGGUACAAUAUCCUGUAGGUAGUGGCGGUAUCGUUUAUCCAAAUCAACCAUCAUGGCAGCAGGGUUAUCCAAACCCACCACCACAGCAUCAGGGUUAUCCAAAUCAACCACCACAACAUCAGGGUUAUCCUUAUCCCAAUCAUCCACCACAACAUCAGGGUUAUCCCAAUCAUCCACCACAACAUCAGGGUUAUCCCAAUCCUCCACCUAAUCAAAAUUAUGUUAUGUGA